Molecule: messenger RNA, 332 nt
Organism: Nannochloropsis gaditana CCMP526
Product: beta-tubulin
Exons: 1
Biological process (GO): microtubule cytoskeleton organization; mitotic cell cycle
Cellular component (GO): cytoplasm; microtubule
Molecular function (GO): GTP binding; structural constituent of cytoskeleton
Source: RefSeq, a predicted model, not a curated record
UAGCGAGGCUAAGGUUGUUGAUCGCCUUCGCAAGAAUUCUCGAUUGGCCAGCGUCCUCCGUAAGGAAGCUUGCAUUACGGACAGCUCCGGCCGUGCUAACAACUGGGCCAUGGGGUUUACUUCGUCUUGUAAAGAACUAGCUCAGAGCCGCGGGCUAUUUUAUUCCACUGUAAACGUCCUUCGACGGGAAUUAGAGCGGAUAGACUCCCUUCAAAGCCUAGUUAUCUACCACAGCUUGGCGGGUGGGACGGGUUCAGGCGUCGGUUCCGCGCUCUUCCAGUACCUGCGAGAGGCCUGCCCCUCCGUGAACAUCACCACAUGUUCGGUGGGAC